Daldinia loculata is the source of this 1182-nucleotide messenger RNA. RefSeq lists its product as uncharacterized. The record is from RefSeq and is a predicted model, not a curated record. The transcript has a single exon. Bases 222 to 872 code for a protein of 216 amino acids. Lineage: Eukaryota; Fungi; Ascomycota; Sordariomycetes; Xylariales; Hypoxylaceae.
GGCAUUAUUAUUGUUAUUAUAAUUAUUAUCAUAAUUAUUAUCAUCAUUAUUAUCAUCAUCAUUAUUUCCCCUUCUUCUUAUUCCUGCUCUUUUCUACUUGUGGAUGUGUGACGUGCGGACGCGACAAGAGCUGCACCCACGAACUCGGAAUAUGACCCCCGUCUUCAUCUUAUGCGCAUGUUGUGCUACACCCGGUAGUCUACGGAAUUGCCGCGCCCGGUAUGUUUCGUCGGUGCUGCUGCCCGUUUCGAAACUUCCCUUCAUUGAACAGUGAACAACAUCACGUUGAUUUUGCAUACCCGUCAUCAUCUUGUCCUUGUAUCAUACAACUUGUAUGUACCGUACCUGGCCUGGCCUGGCCUGGUCCCGUCAUCUCGACGGCGGGGAAUCUGCUGAGUACGUUGAGUCAAACGAUUUCGUUUGCAAUCUCUCUCCACAGCUCACAGCUCACAGCUCACAGCUCACAGCUCACAGCUCAUGGAGACAAACCCGUCUCAUCCGCGCCGAAACCCUUCAUAAUGCCGCCACUCUUUUUAUCUCGGGUGAUAAAUGAGGCGGAUAGUCAAGACUGGUUUAGGGUAACGAUGUCGUUAUCUGACGAUUACAGUCUUAAGCAAUGCAACAUAAAUUCCCCACAGUAUACGACGCCUUAUCCUUGUGCAAUACCUUGCAAGUGCGUGCCGUUAAUCGUCUUUUCCCAUAGUUAUUCAAUAUCGACGAUCAGUUACCGCAACAUUCCCCUAACUUGGUACCGGAACCUGGGUGAUCAAAUUGACGUACAGAAAUCUGCUUCUUCACCUUCGGUGAUGGCUUGGGUUUUAGCCCUUUCCCCCUCUUCCGCGUGGUUGCACUCUCAUUCUAGUCAUGAGUAGACGUUUCAUAACUGAAGAAAGUCGCCGAACAAUUCAAGUGUACUUUCAUUAAAGCUCCAUGCAACACAGCGGUGGAGAUAGCUGUCUUGUCAGCUGAGCGCAUCGUACACGUAGCUUGACGAUCAGAAAACCGUUUGCGAAUAGUACAACUUCGUACAAUCUCACGGUCAAGACUCCACAACUAUUUUUCUCCCCGAGCUGGCCAAGUUUUCCACUGCUUUAUCUCCUUGGCGCUAGAGCAGGCUAGGCUAUGGAACAAAUCCGUAACGUUCUAGAAAAGUGCUGGCAGGAUAGUCCCUGUCGGACCAUG